CUCCGCCCCACAGGUCAAUCCGAGCCGAGCGGCCGCUCCAUGCUGUUCCCUCCUGGCUCCGCUCUGGGGAGAUCCCAGUCCCCUCCGGCUGCUCCCACACAAUGUUCCCUGGGCUCACGCUCCGGGCUGCACUGCUGCUCUCUGUCCUCUGGGCACCGGUCCGUCCGCACACAGUCUGGACCUCAUCCACCGGGACACCACCCAGUGUGACCCCUGGACCCAACCUCACGCGGACCGACAUCGCAUCUGAACCAGGGGGAUCAGUAACAUGGACCCCAAGGGGGCACUGGAGCCAGCCAGAACCUGAGACCCAUAAGCCAACAAAACAGGGAGCCACUGGGACCCACAGACAAUCGGAAUCAUCCAGAACCAUCAGUCAGUCUGAACUAGCAGAGAGUGGAUCCCUCAACUUACCAGAAACUCACCUGCCAGCGGGGUUUAAGGGAUCUGGCACCCACAUGUCUUGGAGACAAAGUGCAAACCAACUCAUGGCACCUGCAUCGGAACCAACAUGGAAUAAGGAACCAAACAAUAUUCCCAGCAGGUCCGGAGAUGUCUUGGAGUCGACUGACAGUUUUGCUUCACCAGAACCUGGUACUGUUAACCCCAAGACUGCACACAUGGACCAGCCAGAACCUCAGACAGAGUCCCACAUCCCCUCUGGGUCAGAAUUAGACUGGACAGGGCAGAACUACCUGCACACUGACUGGGAGAGACCCUCAGCCACUGAAGUUGUCCUAAAAUCAGUAACAAAGCAACAUGUCCGUAAGAGGACUCCCCAUACAGACACCACACUGUACCGCUCAUCCACCUUGACCCGGACUUUGUUAUCAUUAACUAACCCCAAUGGGUCGGGCGAUAUCACAGAGAUCCCCAAUACGUAUAAAACUGCUACAGAGCCCAGAUUCCUCGAGAACCAAGGUGGGCAGGUGGACACAACAAGACACGACGAGGGCUUUGCCACACAAUAUUCUGGCACCCCUGCAUGGGACAAUAGCAACACUACCCAAGAUUUACACAACUCCAAGGUCACAUUGCAGGACUCAGGCAAAACAACUUGGUCUGGUAACUGGACCCAAAACACAGAGAUCAUUCCUGCCCCAAACUCUGAAACAUCAGUCCAGGAAUCCAACGAUGUAACCAAAAACAGCACCAUCACAACACAGGAUCCUGAAAUCACAAUAUCUGGGAUAACAGCCUUGAAGAGUAGCAACUCAGAUCUAUUGUCUACAAGCAGAACACAAGAGCCUGACAAUGCAACAAUGGACCUGAUCAUCACAACCCAAAAUGUUAUUACUGCAUCUAAUUCUGGAACCUUUUCUCCUGGCAAUUACCCUCUGCAAACACCUUCAUAUGGAGCACCCACCUUCUCAUCUGCCACCAGUCACCAUGCCUCAUAUACUUCUGUUACCUUUACCAGCAUCCCUGUCACAGCUCCACACAAAACAGAUGUUCCAACCAAUAAUCCAUCCACAUUUGUAUCAAUUUCCAACAGACCAUCAGCUUCAAAAUUGUCUCUUCUUCAGUCUGAGCCUUCGUCAUCCAUGUUAUCACCUUUAGCUCCUUUUGCAGUGUUGAUUUCAUCUCCUGCAACACAUUUCAUCUCUCUAUCCACAAAGUCCUCGCAACCUUCUUCACCAGAUAUCUUUUCUUCAUCCCCAAUUCUAUCAGAGCAGCCCUCUUCUUCACUCUCACCUUCUCUUUCAGAGAUUUCUUCUGCUACUUUCUCCACAACUUCCUACAUUUCUCUGUCUCCAACGUCCACAUUAUCUGCAUCUCUGCCAGCCCCCUCAUCGACUACAGCGGGCACAGAAGUAACCAGCAUGCCUCUCACAACUAAUCAGUUUUCAGAGUUCUCUACAGCCGCUGCCACUUUGGUGACUUAUCUCAUCAAUCAAACCAUUCAGCCCCAUAGAACCAUAACAGAUUCUGCCAGAACAGUGUUUGUUGGAACAGACUCACGAGAAAUUACAAAUAACCCAACUGUCUCAGUAGCAGACAACAUAUUGGUGGAGACUUCAAAACCAGUGGAUGGAAGUGUAUCAACAAUGUCAACUGAGACGCUACAGACAGUCAGCGCUACUUCAGUUGAAACUGCUGCUCAAUCAACUGAUCCUGCUCCAUCCACAACAAUGUCUAGUGAUCUGCUCCCACCACCAAUCCAUCACAGUACACAAGAACUUCCCCAUUCUGAUGUCCACACUACAGAGUCAAGUAAUUUCCACUUUACCCAAGAUGAUCCCAACAGGCAAGUUCUGACAUCAAUAACAACUAAAAUGAAUCCAAAUAUCUUUACGUUAGCGAUGGAUUUAAGGACCAGCACAGUUGGCACCACCAAACCCCAAAGUAGCAUAGACCAAGCUACAAGCCCAUCACACAUACUGACAGUGAAAUCUUCCACCACUACAACACCUAAAUCACCAGUGUUCACUUUCUCCAGGAUCAUAUCACCAGCAGAGAAAGGUGGUCAUUGUUUAUCUAACCCUUGUCAGAAUGGAGGGCACUGUGUGGAACUCGGCCAUAACAGCUAUAAGUGUGAAUGCCCAUCAGGCUGGCAGGGAGAGCAUUGUGCCACAGAUGUUGAUGAGUGUCUCACCGACCCCUGUCCUACCCAGAUAUCUUGCAUUAAUAAGAGAGGGUCUUUCAGCUGCCAUUGUCCUCUUGGAUCUUUCUUGGAAAAAGAAACCGGAUGUGUUUUGGCACGGACUUUCCUCGGACACAUCAAAGUGCCAAGAAAUUUUCUAAAUGGGACGAUGGGCAGAUACAGAGAGGUGCAGCAGAUUGAGGAGGUGAUAGUGCACUUGCUGAACAAGUCCUUCUCUGGUCUGAGCGGGUAUUACCAGUCAGAUGUGACCAACAGCAGCGAUACCAACCACAUCCUCAUCUCCGUGCAGAACGUAUUCUCAUUGUCCUCAAAUGUGACGAAAAAGGAUAUCAAGCAGAGCUUGCAGAACUACAUGAGAUCAUGCGAAUCAGCCCUGGAGAGCUCCCCCGGGUGCCACCUGAUGCUGCACCCCCAGCUUUACUAUAUAGCCGAUGGUCUGUGCAGCGUCAGUCCCCCAGAAUGUGACAGGGACACCACUGAGUGUUCCGAUGUGACUGGUGUAGCCAUCUGCCAGUGCAAACCUGGAUACUUCAAAUAUACCAAAAUGGAUCACUCGUGCAAAGCCUGCGAGGAUGGAUUCCAGCGAGUGAACAGCAGCUGUGUGAGAUGCCCCUUUGGCCUGGGAGGCUUUAACUGCUCAAACCCAUAUCAACUGAUUACAGUAAUUAUUGCGGCUGCAGGAGGGGGGCUCUUACUGGUCCUGGGAAUCGCACUGACUGUGACAUGUUGCAGAAAAAACAAGAACGAUAUCAACAAAUUGAUCUUUAAGAGCGGGGAAUUCCAGAUGUCGCCUUACGCAGAGUAUGGCAAAAGCCCUCGCUCAUCCGACUGGGGCCGCGAGACCAUUGAGAUGCAGGAAAACGGAAGCACCAAGAACCUGCUCCAGAUGACCGAUGUGUAUUACUCAGUAAGUGGGGCAGCCAGGCCCACAGAACCCAGAACUGGAUAGAAAUGGGCUGUACCCUUACACUGGAUUGCCAGGAUCACGCCAUUCAUGCAUUUACUCCGGACAGUUUAACCCAUCAUUCAUCAGCGAGGAGAACAGGAGAAGAGACUAUUUUUAGCAGGAUUCUGCUCUGCACCCUGGGAGUAAAUCAAUCGGACUCCAUUGCCCCAGGCAGGGGCCCCAGCACUCCCCCAAACCUGUAUCUUAUUUGUUAGCACAAGCGGAAGAGCUGUUUAUAGACUGGGGCAGCACUAGGGGGGUAUUGUACCAUCAGGGUAUAUGGGAUUUUGGCACAGUUAUGGCGCUGUGUGUGUGUGUGCUCUGAAUCUGUUAGGAUAACCCUCAGUGUAAAUAAGCAUGGCAGUACUUCUGUUGGACCCAGUACCUUAAACAAAUGGCUGCAUAUUAACCUGGACUGGAAUAAUGAGAGGACCAAUGAGAACCGCCACUCAUGAAUAAAUAUAUCAUAAUUGUUCUAUUGGGCUGCAGGGACUCUGGGACAGGACUAGGCUGAAUAGUUCUCACUUAUGAAUUUCCUUGUGUGUUUCUAGUGGUGCCGGAACCACAUGGAAUUCUUUUGUUAGAACUGAAAUCCUGCCCAUGAAUUUUCAUGUGUCUAACUAAAGGAAUACAGCUGUGUCUCUGGUAUGUGCUAAGAACAGGGGGUUCCAAUUGGGUGAGGGACGCCAUGAUUCUUUGUACUGAGUAGAUCUAUAAAAUAAAUCUACCCCACCCAGAGCUCCUUCUGUAACCGCAACAGAGCAUUGCUCAGAACAGCACCUGCCCAUCUAGUGAUGAUGUCCUGCAUGUCUCCUAAAUUGUAAGCUUUGCAUUCUAAUUUCCUAUUAGAGUGUGAGCUCAAUAGAACAACAUAAUGAUCUGAAUGCACCCAAACUGCCUUUAGGAUUGUUAAUAUUCUGUGUACACCCUAGUAGUGCUUUCAUUCCUCUAAAUGCCCCCCUUGGAUUAAUAGAAUGUAAGCUCUUUUAAACAGCGGGUCCUCUAGAUAAGGCAGAGGUCUCUAUCGCUCUCAUCAUACAGAAUGUCCUCUACCUGCCGAUAGAUUGUAAGCUCUGUGGAGCAUGUGGCCUCCUUCAAUUUUAUUUUCCCCAAAUGUAGCCAAUUCCAUAUUAGAUUGUAAUGGAUAUGAGCCUGGACCAUCCUGACUGUCUCAGACUGUCUCCAUUACUUCUAAUUAGAUUGUAAACUCUGUGACAUAGAGGAGCCCCACAGCAUGUGGGUUUAUGGUAGAUUUGUAGCACUUAUUGUACUUUCCAAUCUUAUUUAUUUUAACUUUAUUUGUGUUCCACUAAAGCACCUGCCACUACUGUGUGUGAUUGUAAAACUGUGUGUGUCUGUGUUACACACGUGCUGCCUCCUUGCUCUGUUUGUCGGAGUCUGUCACAAAUUGUGUAAUAAGUAGCCUGCCCCUUGGUGGGUCUGUAGCAAAACCACCUGCCCAGGGUAAUUCUGCCACUUGGAUACCUGUUACAGGGUUGGUUGGAGCAAAGUGUCUGUUUUUAGAAAUUUGAUUAUUUUUAUACAAUACUUUGUAAUUAAGUCUGGCGUUCUAGUCAGUGAGUGAAUAACCAAGAGAGAAAAUAUGCAAAAAAUAACAAAAUAAACAUUUUACACAUGUGUCUCAGUA
Xenopus laevis (African clawed frog) is the source of this 5199-nucleotide messenger RNA. It is a transcript of the gene heg1.S, whose product is annotated as heart development protein with EGF-like domains 1 S homeolog. NCBI's taxonomy places the organism in Eukaryota, Metazoa, Chordata, Amphibia, Anura, Pipidae. Gene Ontology annotation, molecular function: calcium ion binding. Gene Ontology annotation, biological process: heart development. The coding region runs from base 102 to 3554 and encodes 1150 amino acids. Gene Ontology annotation, cellular component: plasma membrane. The transcript is spliced from 13 exons. The record is from RefSeq and is a predicted model, not a curated record.